Hypoxylon trugodes is the source of this 2160-nucleotide messenger RNA. RefSeq lists its product as uncharacterized. NCBI's taxonomy places the organism in Eukaryota, Fungi, Ascomycota, Sordariomycetes, Xylariales, Hypoxylaceae. The coding region runs from base 146 to 1981 and encodes 611 amino acids. The record is from RefSeq and is a predicted model, not a curated record. The transcript is spliced from 2 exons.
UCACGUUAUAUAAUCUUCGAUAUGAGUGGUCAGCGUCCAAGCUUGGGUUACGUAUAUCCCUCAUCGGCGGUCGGGCGCCCUUUCUCUACCUAAGCCCAAAAUUUCGGCCGUGAUCUCUCGUGGUAGACCGAAUCUUUUUGCGUAUAUGGCUGGUGUAGAAGUUGUGGGUAUCGUCCUCGCGACUAUCCCAUUGGUGAUUUCUGCUAUUGAACAUUACGAAGAUGCACUGCAAACUAUUAAUAGAUGGCGGUCCACCACUAGGGAACUCCAGAGCCUUAAGAGGAGACUUGGGACGCAACAAGCUAUAUUCACUAACACUUGCGAACAUCUAUUGGGAGGGCUAGUUUCUGCUACAGACCUUGAAACAAUGAUUGCUGACCCAUUCGGGCCGUCAUGGCAGGACCCCGAUAUCAAAUGCAAAAUCGAGAUGCGACUCGACCGUGUUCGAGAACAAUUUCAUAACACGGCCAAAGCAAUGGUCGAAGCAGUCGAACAAUUCAAAGUCCGCUUGGAUCUGGAUGAAACCGGUAAGGUCAAAUGGGUUGAGGCGAAGGCAAUAGUGCGCGAGCUCAGACGGGCUACAUUCAUUAUCAGAAGGUCACACUAUGAUGAUCUUCUCAAUAGCUUAUCGGAAGGAAACCAAGACUUGAAGACCCUGACGAACCAGAGUCUGCAACUCGAGCCGGAAAGAAAAACCAGUUACCAAGGAAGGCUCCUGGUGUUGCUUCGCGGCAUAUCGAAGAAAGCAUACAGCGCAGUACUAAAUAACCUCCAAUGUACUUGCUCUACGAGUCAUGGCGCCAGUCUAGAAAUGGGCACGUUAGACAUAAAAAGCACCGAUAAGGAACAACAGGUUCUACACAAUUCAGUGUUCCGGUGCACUUUUUCCUAUCUGCCCAAUCAACAAGGCACAGAAAUAGAUGUACUAUGCUGGCAAAGAGUUUUGCUAAAGCUGGAUGACUCAGAGAAACCAGCACAAAGUAAGCCAGCUCAUCGUUUCGCGGGUCCACUACAAACGAACGGUGUGAGGCCGAAAACAUCAGAGAGACUUCGCAGAUUCAAAAGUGUCAAGUUCGCUAUGCAAUCAGCUUUCAACAGCAACGCUCAAGUUCAGUCAGUUAUUGCUACGCAGACCCAAUCGAACGAUAGCCCAGAUAUCUUGUUGCCCAGCACGCUUGCGAGCACCGUAGUCACCGCGAAAACUAUGGAUAAAGUUAACAUAUGUCAUAUCAUCAGAAAGCAAGGAAAAAUGCCCUAUACCUCUUGCUAUGGCCAUAUCGCGGACCAAGACGUGAAGGAGAACUCAAGCUUUGGGGUUUACCCACCGGAGCCCCACGAAGACUCUGAAAAUAUAAAAUUCUUGUCAAUGAAAUCUAUCCUCAAAGGCCAAGGGUCAAAAUUUCCCGGAAUAUCAUAUCGUCAGAAAGUGAAACUUGCUAUUGAUAUAUCAUCGAGUUUACUACAACUUAACGGUACCCCUUGGUUCCCGGAAACUCUUACCAGCGAGGACAUCUUCUUCUUGGUUCGAGACGGAGUACCGGUCUAUGAUCGAGCUUUUGUCAACAAAGGAUCCCUAUAUACGGCCUCGACCCAACCAACAGCUAAUAUAAUGAGCCAACCACGGGAUAUCAUUUCGGGACGACCAUUGUUCGCACUUGGGAUUCUGUUGAUCGAGAUCUUGCUACUUGAGACACUGGACCAUGUGUGGACACCCAGAUGUUACGGAGAACCGACAAGUAUGCCAAUGGCUGACCAAAUUAAGGAUUGGAAAGGUCUCAAAAACUUCUUGGAUGAUGUCGAACAUAUGGCCGGGUCCAAUUACAGCUCAGCGGUGCGACGGUUCCUCUUCUGCGACUUUAUACAUGUGAAUACUUCACAGAAUGAAGAGGUCAUAUACAAAGAGAUAUAUGGGAAGACGGUUGCCCUACUCAUGAGAGAUCGCAGCGCGUCUGAGUCUAAUCAAUUUAUCUCGCAUUAUUAAAGGGGGUCGUAUCCAUGGAUGUUGAAUGCCAAAAACUAGAGAAUUUUGAAAAACAUGUGCAUAAAGUUAACGGACAACGAGUUAUGGUGCUGAGAUGCGUACAGUGCCGUUUUUCAUCCAAAUUUCCCCAAGCACUUGUUAUAUCCUGUAAAAUGAAGAGAUCGAACUUGAAAACCCAA